Molecule: messenger RNA, 1079 nt
Organism: Psammomys obesus (fat sand rat)
Lineage: Eukaryota; Metazoa; Chordata; Mammalia; Rodentia; Muridae
Gene: Gtf2a2
Product: general transcription factor IIA subunit 2
Exons: 5
Coding region: 488-817 (109 amino acids)
Biological process (GO): RNA polymerase II preinitiation complex assembly; transcription initiation at RNA polymerase II promoter
Cellular component (GO): transcription factor TFIIA complex
Molecular function (GO): RNA polymerase II general transcription initiation factor activity; TBP-class protein binding
Source: RefSeq, a predicted model, not a curated record
CCAGAACUGAGAAUAUUUAAGAGGACAUGAAUUUAGGAAUCACCAGCUAAUGUUUAAAGCCAUAUGAAUGAAUGCUAACACUUCAUAAAUGUACGUACAAAGAAAAUAGUAGACAGUCAAAGACUGUCUAGUGGUUGUAAAGAGUAGGGAGGGCCAGGCGUUGUGGCACACACCCUUAAUCCCAGGACCCAUGAGGCAGAGGUAGACAGAUUUCUGAGUUUCAGACAAACCAGGGCUAUGCAGAGAAAGGGGUCAAUCAGCAGGAUGAGCCAGUGACUCUAAGAAGACGACCGCAACAGUGAAUUACCGAACAGAUCUUGUAACGGAAGAAGUCAGUUGUGUCAGAUGCUCCAGUCCAGUGAAGAGCCGCCUCAGCAUCUGUUUCAUGACAGCCCAAAGCUUGGUGUGAGUUUGUGGGGGCUAGACGAAGAGUGGAAACAGACAUCAAUGCAAGCCUGAAGAAAAAUUAAUUGCUUCCUUUUAAGCCAUGGCAUAUCAGUUAUACAGAAAUACGACUUUGGGGAACAGUCUUCAAGAGAGCCUUGAUGAGCUCAUACAGUCUCAACAGAUCACCCCCCAGCUUGCCCUUCAAGUUCUACUGCAGUUUGAUAAAGCUAUAAAUUCAGCACUGGCUCAGAGAGUCAGGAACAGAGUCAAUUUCAGGGGCUCUCUAAAUACAUACAGAUUCUGCGAUAAUGUUUGGACUUUUGUAUUGAAUGAUGUUGAAUUCAGAGAGGUGACAGAACUUAUUAAAGUGGAUAAAGUGAAAAUUGUAGCCUGUGAUGGUAAAAAUACUGGCUCCAAUACUGCGGAAUGAGUAGAAAAAGGAGGCUUUUUAGCCACCUUCUGGUAUUCUCAUCGCUUUUUGAAGAGAAACAGAAGAGACUUUUUUUUUUUAAUUUAUUCUCACGGUGCACAAAUGACAACACUGUGCUGUAUUCACUAGCCAAGGGUCCCACAGAGAGAAGCACGUGACUCUGUUCUCUUAUGUGACCUUUGGUACACAGCAUAAAGAAAUGACAAAUCAAAAGUGGUUGCCUUCAUAAGAAUAUUCUUCAAUAAACUUGUUUUAAAACUUG